ACACUUCCUCUCUCUCUCUCUUCCUCUGUUCUCCACGAUCUUCUCUCUCUCCGGUGAGAUUUUCUUUCCCGGUAAAAUUCCGACUAUAGAAGUUUCCUCCGUCGGGUUUUUCUAAUUGAAUAAAAUUUGCACUAGUAAUCUUACGCGUGGCUCGUUUUAUAGAAACACGAUUCAGAAUGGGAAUUCAAUUCGUCGACAAGGCAGAUCUAUGGAAGAGUGCACUGUUGUUGAAUCUUAAGCUUCGUGAUCGAUUUAGAAUCGCCGUCGACGACCACCGUGGUCGAGCUGCGGUUUUCUCACCGGAUGGUUACUUCUCUUCCAUUAUCCACCGCUGGGUGACUCGGUUCCGGAGCUUUCGCCGGGAGUCUCUCCCUUCUCCACCAGCUUUUUAUCGCAGACGAGUUUCUAAAGACUUAACGGCAGAAGAAGAGUCUGCUCUUUUCCGGAUGCUUCAAGCUGUGGCUGUUCCCCUUAUUGGAAAUGCUUGCCAUGUUUUCAUGAAUGGUUUUAACCGUGUUCAGGUGUAUGGUUUAGAGAAAUUGCAUGAUGCUUUACUCAACAGACCAAAGAACAAGCCUCUUGUAACGGUGAGCAAUCAUGUUGCAUCUGUGGAUGAUCCAUUUGUCAUUGCUUCAAUACUUCCGCCUAAACUUCUACUUGAUGCCCGUAAUCUGAGGUGGACGCUUUGUGCUACAGAUAGAUGCUUUAAAAACCCUGUAACUUCAGCUUUCUUUCGAUCUGUCAAAGUUUUGCCAGUUUCUCGUGGUGAAGGAAUUUAUCAGCAGGGAAUGGACAUUGCGAUUUCGAAAUUAAACAGCGGAGGGUGGGUUCACAUCUUUCCAGAAGGCAGUCGCUCCCGGGAUGGUGGAAAGACUAUGGGCUCAGCGAAGAGGGGUAUCGGAAGGUUGAUUUUGGACGCAGAUACUCUCCCUAUGGUUGUUCCAUUUGUGCAUACUGGUAUGCAGGACAUAAUGCCAGUUGGAGCCAGUGUUCCACGGAUUGGCAAGACAGUGACAGUGAUCAUUGGAGACCCUAUUCAUUUUAAUGACAUUCUCAGCACUGAAGGAGCCAAACACGUCUCAAGGAAACACUUGUAUGACGCAGUUUCGUCCAGAAUUGGGCAAAGACUGUAUGAUUUAAAAGUACAAGUCGAUAGGGUAUCUCUAGAACAACAAUCUAUGAUGUCACACGACGCCAAAACAUCCUCGGACCGUGCUGCUGAGAUCUUCCAUAGAGUCGAUUGGGACUCGUUUGGAAUGGGAGCACAAUUUUCAGAAGAAUCAUCCCCCAAUAGUAAACAGAUUGCCCAAAGCGAUGAUCGCAUUGUCAGAUCUCCCAAAAGGAGAGUCUCAUCCGAAGGAGGGAUCAGCUUGAAGAUUAAGAAGUUCAUGGACUCUACGGAGAUGAUGGGUUUCGCGGCUAGAGGGUUGUUUAUGAACGAGUACAAGAGUCGGGAGUUCAGAUUAUCGACGGUGACAAUCUCUUUCUCUCCGGCUAACUGUUUUCUAGAGAAAGCUAUGGCGGACGAAGAAGAUGAGUUACCGGAGACAGAACUAAGUUACGACCAGAAGAAGGAAAUCGCUAAGUGGUUUCUCCUCAACGCUCCCGCUGGAGAAAUCAAUUACGUCGCUAAAGAUUUAAAGGCGGUUUUGAGCGAUGAGGAAGUGUACAAUGAAGCAGCCAUGGAAGCAUUUCCAGUGUACAACAAAUCUCACAUGAUUUGCCUUGAAAUGCCCAGUAGGGCUGGUGAUGUGAUUGUGUCAUCUUACAGUGAAAUUACUGAAAAUGAGUACCUUGAUCCAAGAACUGCCCAGGUUGCCAUAGUUGAUCAUGUUAAACAGAUUUGUACAAAGGUACGGCCUGCAAAUGAUGAAGAACUUCCGUCUUUGUAUAUUGAGGAGUACAGAUAUGCUCUUGAUGCUGAAAUCCAGAGAUAUGUUAGUGAAUCUUAUCCGAAAGGUAUGUGUGCAGUUAAUUGUGUGAAGGGGAAAGAUACUGAGGGUCCAGGGUCCGACUUUGAGCUUGUUGUUAUAAUUACUGCCAUGAGACUUAGUCCCCAGAACUUCUGUAAUGGAAGUUGGAGAUCUGUAUGGAACAUAGAUUUCCAGGAUGAAUCCCAGGUGCUUGACAUAAAAGGGAAAUUGCAGGUAGGAGCUCAUUAUUUUGAAGAGGGAAAUGUGGAAUUAGAUGCAAAAAAAGAUUUCCAAGAUUCAACAAUAUUUCAGUCUGCGGAUGACUGCGCGAUUGCCAUAGCCAAUAUAAUCAGGCACCAUGAAACAGAGUACCUUGCAUCUCUAGAGGUAGCUUAUUCAAAAUUACCGGAUAACACUUUUAAGGAUUUGAGGAGGAAACUUCCGGUGACACGGACUCUGUUCCCAUGGCAGAACACUUUACAGUUCAGCCUAACAAGAGAGGUCGAGAAAGAACUUGGACUUGGCAAGUGACCAAUCAUCAACUCGCAACCUUGAGUUCUCUAUUUCGUUGUCAAGUUUCUGUGAUUUCCAUUAUGUAAGUGAAGGGGAAAGUAUCAUUGAUAUUAUUAUUUAUGUUGUGUCGUGUAUUGGCUUUUCCUUUGGAGUGUUAUGUACAAAAGUGUUGAAGAAAAAUAGUAUCAUCGA
Arabidopsis arenosa is the source of this 2618-nucleotide messenger RNA. The record is from the annotation of a GenBank genome assembly. NCBI's taxonomy places the organism in Eukaryota, Viridiplantae, Streptophyta, Magnoliopsida, Brassicales, Brassicaceae.